CAUGACUGACUGACCGACCGACCGCCGCUGUUGCUGCUUCUGCUGCUCGCUCUCCGCCUGCGCGCUUCGCAUCCGCCCUCGCUGCGGCACCAGCACCAGCACCACCAAGGCACGCGAGGCUACAUCACGUCAGUGCGCUGUGAACGGGGGAUUUUGAGCCGGGGCAGGGGCUGUUGUUGGUCCCUGCAGCUUCAUUCAUUCAUUCACUCACAUACACACACUUACAUAGAUACACAUACCCUCCCACCCACUCAUCCACCCACUCAUGCACCCACUCUUCCCGGCGCUGCAUGUUAUGAUCCUCAUCACCUGCUGUGACCAAACGCUCUCCCUGCUUCUGCUACUCCACAGAUUGCAUGUGUGCUUCUCGUGCGUGUCUCUCCUGCACCAAGAGCUAACCCCGUGAAACCGACGCCCUUGUCUGCUGGGUUAUUUCCCCGCCCGUGAAGGUUGCGAGAUUGGGUUGUGAUCGCGUGGUGGUGUUCGUUGUGUGAAGUGUGACAACUUUCUUGUCCAGCGUAUAGACUUUCGAAAACUAUGGCAAAGUUCUCAGCCCAGAUUGUGGUGGCGUUCAUGGUGUUGUUGGCGCAACAAGUUCGUGCUGAAAGUGGAUGGAACGAAGCUCAUGCUACAUUUUACGGUGGUAGCGAUGCCGGUGGCACAACAGGUGGUGCUUGCGGGUACGGAGAUCUCUACAGCACUGGCUAUGGCACCAGCACAGUCGCCAUAAGCUCAGCUCUUUUCGACCGUGGCCUCGCAUGCGGUGCGUGCUACCAGGUGAAGUGUGCGGGGAGUUCCUCCGAGUGCCGCUCUGACAGCCCAGCUAUUCAAGUUACUGUCACCAACUUCUGCCCUCCUAAUCCCUCCUUGCCUGAAGACAACGGCGGAUGGUGCAACCUCCCUCUGCAUCAUUUCGACAUGUCCAUGCCUGCCUUCGAGCAAAUCGCAACUUACAAGGCCGGCAUUGUGCCUGUGAUGUACCGAAGGACUUCUUGUGUAAGGACUGGUGGCAUUCACUUCACCAUGAGCGGUCACAACUUCAUGAACUUGGUGCUUGUCACCAACGUCGGAGGCAUGGGGGACGUGCAAUCCGUGUCCAUUCGAGGUUCCAAAACUAGUUGGGUGACAAUGACCAGGAACUUUGGGCAGAUAUGGCAGAGUACCGUCAACAUGAGCGGCCAGAGCCUCUCCUUUAUGGUGACGACUAGCGACGGCAAGACUGUGGUCUCCAACAACGUAGCGCCUCCCGAUUGGGCGUUCGGCCAAACAUACGAAGGAUCGCAAUUCUGACUCCAAAUCAAAGACGUAGAAUGUCUACUAAACCAUUCCUGACUUGCAUCAGCUCCAUGUUCACUUGAACAUUCAGGAGGAUCAGUGCAUUGGGUGAAUUCAUUUUUGAAGUUAUUGAAGCAAUGGGUGCCACAUUGGCUAAUGCGGUGUUAGAGCUAUAGCCAUCCAUGGCCCACGGUGAGGAUGCUAAGUACGGCAACCCAAUGUGGUGGAGAAUUAUUAAUAUGUGUAUAUGCAGUAGACAGUCCAGAUCUGAAGAAGAGUAGGAGCUUAGGUUAUCUAGUCUGAGUGGCCGGUACAACACCCCUAAAAUCGUUCAAGCUUGUACAUUGUCGGUGUCUCUUUCCACUGUGGUCUUCACCUUUCCUUUCAAUGCAACAGUUGAAACUAAGUCCCUUGUACUUAACGCGGUGCAUUUGUAUCCGUUGUGUUUCAGUGAAUAAUAUCACGUUGUGAAGUGUGGAUAGUAGAGAUUUAA
Molecule: messenger RNA, 1768 nt
Organism: Physcomitrium patens
Lineage: Eukaryota; Viridiplantae; Streptophyta; Bryopsida; Funariales; Funariaceae
Product: expansin-A15
Biological process (GO): plant-type cell wall organization
Cellular component (GO): extracellular region
Source: RefSeq, a predicted model, not a curated record